AUGGGACUCCCGGACGUGCAUCAAAAAUUAAGUAUAUCCAUCUUAGUUCGUUCAAAACUUCCAAGUUCCGAUAUACCUCCAAAGACGAAUAGGCAAUUUCAGUGUGGAGCUGCAGUCUCUUGUCGAUGGAGGGAUAAAGGAGAGAACAAAAUGAAUGCUGAUGAAGUUGAGGAAAUGUUAGAUCAAUACGAUGAAAAUGAUGAUAUGAGUUUACUGGUCCAAAUGGCACUGAAAUCGGGUUACCCCAUUGCAUCUGUAUCCAAAGGUACCGAGACAAUGAGUAUUAGAUAG
This is a messenger RNA of Didymodactylos carnosus, 291 nucleotides long. The record is from the annotation of a GenBank genome assembly. Lineage: Eukaryota; Metazoa; Rotifera; Eurotatoria; Philodinida; Philodinidae.